This is a messenger RNA of Syngnathus typhle (broad-nosed pipefish), 4426 nucleotides long. It is a transcript of the gene gltpd2b, whose product is annotated as glycolipid transfer protein domain containing 2b. Gene Ontology annotation, cellular component: cytosol; cytoplasm; membrane. NCBI's taxonomy places the organism in Eukaryota, Metazoa, Chordata, Actinopteri, Syngnathiformes, Syngnathidae. Gene Ontology annotation, biological process: ceramide transport; intermembrane lipid transfer. The transcript is spliced from 5 exons. Bases 2482 to 3381 code for a protein of 299 amino acids. The record is from RefSeq and is a predicted model, not a curated record. Gene Ontology annotation, molecular function: ceramide 1-phosphate binding; ceramide 1-phosphate transfer activity.
GAGCAAGAGUAAAGACGGGGAGGAAGAGCCCUAAAUCCCCCUCAGCGAACCCCUCGACUGUGCCCACCCCGGCUGUCGCGAUCUGUGGACUCAGAUUACGCAGCAGCUGAGCACUAAACCAGGAUGUCAAGUCACAGUCCAGUCAGCCACAAUAAUAAUCAUUAUGAUCGUUAGACAGCAACUAGACGAGGUGAGGCCGGCUCUCCAAAUUGCAAUUGCACAAAAAUGUCUUUGACACAAUUGAACACCUGUUGCCAUUCUGCAGUUCUGAGGGUCAAUUUGGAGUCUCAAGCCAACACCUUGUUGAGUGCGAGGAUCGGGGCCGGAAAGGGUGUUGCAGGAAGGUGAACAGGUGACGGGGUUGUGAAGCCCUGCUCGGCUCCGUGCUAUGUAUCCGGUGUAUUAAUACACACACAAGAGCCCGGCUACUUUGGUCGUCGAGAAGAUCCAGUGGUGAGACAGUGUCUGCGGACCACAGAGUAAGGGUUUAGAGGACUUGGAAGCAGACAAUAGUCAUAAAAGCCAGAACCUUUACUAUUCACAUUAGAAUCCAACAAAAGUAGAACUUCAAAACAUUGCACAUUCAAUCCCUGAGACAACACUUGCUAUUAUAAUUAGUGCUGUGAGUAAUCUAAGUCGUGUCACUCUGCAGCGACAAGGACAAGAGACGCAUUUUUGGAAUGUGCCAUGUGAGUUGCACACUAUGUGAUGUACUUCUAAAUAUACAGUUAGUGCAACAGAGAUGAGCUUCCUUAAGGUAACUGGAGAUUACGCAAGGCUCAUUACAUGUCUGGUGCUAACAGAGACACAAGAAAGGUUGCAUCUGUCCAAGAGCUCAACAAUAUUCAUUUCAAGUCGGCCAUGAUGAGCGGGGCGAACUUGUUUUCUCAAACAAAUGUGGGAAAAUUGGAGUAGGCCAACAACUUGAAAGUGGCUUAUGUUAAACAGAUUAUUAGUCCCUUUCCAGCAAAAUAUCAAUACUCAGCAUUCCAAAGGAUCUUGGAGACUUCUGGCAUAAUCUACAGCAAUCUUAUAGCACUGGAUAAGCGCUCAUAAAAACUCCAAAAUGUGUUCCCGAUUUUGGUCUUAGGGCCAGUCACCUUUGACCUUCUAAAUGUUGCUCUAGAUGAAUGGACAUAAAUUCCCACAGAUCUACUCAAACAAGUUGCGAGUUCGCACAGCUGCGGGGGUGACUGGAUAUCAUUUCAACUUUUGCGUACUUACUAUCUGGUGUCCAUAGUAAAUAAUUACACAGAAAGAAAAUCGCAACAACUCUUCUGACUUCUGCUGGAUGUUUUGAAACUUGAGAUGUUUUUCCUCACUCGAGCAAUGCUGUGCCGCCACAGGGUGGUGUAAAACCUUGUUGGGGAAAUCACACAAGUGCCCCUUUCCCGCCUGACUGAACCUCCUCACACAUAUUCCCCCUAGCGCUUUUGAACCCCAUGUUUUAACUUAACAGUGUGGGCGGGACGGCCGACUCCUUCCCAGCGUACGUUUAUUGCUUAUACAGAACGUAAAUCACAGCAGUUUCUUAGUAGAGUCAAACAGCUCGGCUCUUCUUAGUGGGUCACAUGUUUCCCUCCCCGGGAUUCGGUCUCCCCUCGUCCAUGACCGCCUUUUUCACAUGGGAUUGGCCAUUGGUGGCGUGGAAUAAAAGCCGCAUGACCAGCCGGCCCCUCCCAUACAUAUCAUGAAUGCUUUCACUUCUUUCCCGCCCGUCAACUGAGAAAUGCCAUUGUAAAGCCCUCAUUGAGCUAAAUAUCAGCUCACAUUGCCCCAGUCAAGAAAGACACAAAGCCGGGUGAUAAAGAUAAUUUCCUCACAGAAAGAUGAUAUUUGGAAGAGCAUAAGUGAUCACCCCCCCCGUAGACACAAUUUCAUUGACACAUGUGGCUUGAGAUGCACACGGGUUGUCGUGAAUGACAGACAGGAGGUGGGAGAGAGAGAGAGUGAGAAUAGGGAGGGUGUUGGUGGGAGGAGAGACACAAGCUGACCAGGAAUAUAGCACACAUAGUGUAGGAGAUGCACGUGGAGGAAGAAGAAGAAGGAAGAGGAGGGUUACUGGCGGACACGCCGCGUUGGCUCCCUAUUAUCAGCCAACCACUGCUGAUCUGGGAGUGAUCUCUGGACCCUCUCUCGCAUUGAGCAACUGCAGAUUGAAGGCUCAUUGAAACACGUGAAUAAAAGCGAAUGAGAGCGCGGAAAAAGAAACUGCAGGCGGGGAUUUGCGGGUCGACAAAACCCGGCGGCGCCACUUGUUCGCUCGGAGAUGGAGGCACAAUGGUAGAGACAACUUUUUGAUUUAAGGCUUUGGAGUGGGCAAUGAAAGGUUUAAGGGUUAGGGUGGUGGGGUGGGCUUUGGAGGCAAAGGGGUCUGGUGAUUGUGGUGACAGGCGGUGCAAGAGACAAGGACUCAUGUGAGACACGGAGGAAUUAAAAGAGAAAAGACAGCGAGGGGGAGCAAAUAAAUUGGACUUCAAUAUGGGUGUGAAGAGCAAGGCUGCCUUGGCUAUCUUGCUCCUGCUGCUCUUCCUCGGCACUCUCUGGCUCCAUGGGGGUUUGGAUUCUCACUGGGAUGCUUGUCUAAAAGGCUACAAUCAAGUGAAUGAGCCACACCAGCUGUCCAACAGCAGCGCCUCCAAAGAGUCCGAGGGCCCCCAAGUACUGGAGGAGUGCCCCGGACAGACCUUCCAGGUGUCCCUGCUACUCACCCACCUGCUGGCGUCGCCGGCCUUCACCUCUGACGUGCUGCUGCAGCCUUAUCUCUCCAGCUGGGAUGAGCUUGUGAAGUUUAUGAAUGCUUUAGGCCCCAUGGUUGGCCUGAUAUCUAAAGAGAUAGAAACCAAAACCUUGAUUAUCCGGGAACUGGCUCUACUAGCCGAGGCUAGCCCCGAAGCAGAGGUGAACCCGGAUUCUGAAAACACAGUGAGCCCGGAGGCCGGAGUGAAGACUUCUGGUGCUUACCACUCAGUGCGAUCCAUGAUCUGGGUGGAGUUGAAACGAGGUUUAGUGGAUUUCAAGCAGCAGACGGACUCUGGAUGCCGGACUCUUCUGCGACUGCACCGAGCUCUGCUUUGGCUCAAGCUGUUUCUCGACAAGCUGGCGGAGAUCCCCGUGGCGGGCCGGCUGAAGAGCCCAUCGGACCUGUGCCGCGAAGCCUACAAGGUCACCCUGGCCAACCACCACACCUGGUUUGUGCGUAGGGCGGCCGAGUUGGCCUUUAUCGCCAUGCCCGAGAGGGGCUUCUUCUUAAGGCUCCUGUGUGUGCAGAAACAGGAGGAACUAAGCGCAGUUCUGGGACGGGUGGUACGGGCCAUCGGAGUGGUCUAUGACAGGACCCAGAAAGCUUUGGAGGACAAUGACAUGCUGGAUUUGCCAUAAAAGAAAGAAAAAAAAAAGACCUGAUCAGAUAGAAGCAUUGUUACCAUAUUGAACAUUGUGGCUUCUUGGGCAUCAAAGGUAGUCAAAAUGUAAAUGAACAUACAGUAUUACAUACAACUCAAGAAAAUGGUUCCAUGUGCCCUUAGACGCUUUUUAAAGAGGAAGUCAAAAAUAUGUUCUAUGCACCACUACAUAUUGUGCUAAGAAUAAGAACAUCAUGACUUACCCUUUAAGGCAGCUAAUGAUGCAACUGACCUUUCAAGUGCCUUAACGUUGCUGUCAUUCCAAUGAUGGCCAGCAGGUGGCCACUGCAGGGUUCAAAAUUCACUCAAAAACAUCACGAAAAGAAUAUUCACGGCCACUGGUUGAGAAUCACUGACUUGAACGAUUAACUCUGCAAACAAUUUACUAAUGAGUUUAAGGUCCACGUUGGCAGCAUGAAGUCUGGGAUAAUACAUAACUUAUUGAUUGGGCAGGGGUGCGACAUUUACAGGACCAAAGAAGCAAUUUCCUCACACUAUUUUUAUGGCAGCUGCGCAUAAAAUGUGGAAACUUGCCUCUUAAUAUCAUUCUUAGUUUUUUAUGCAAAAUGUGAAAACUUGCUUCUUAAUAUCAUUCUUAGUUUUUUAUGUAACCCUAUCUUUUACAUUGUAUUGCCAGCCUUUUCUGGAAGCGUUUGUAAAAUAGAUAAUGAAGAAAAGUGCAAGCAUGGAAAAUUCAACAGUAUACUAUUUAUUGAUUUAAAGCAGAGUUUAAGUAAAUUAACAAAAUAACAUGUGAAUCCAACCUAACUGCCUUGAUUUUUACCAGCAAUUGUAUUUCCUGGACUUAGCGCACUAGCUCAAAAUGUAUCUUGGACGAAUUUACCACUAGGACCUUACAUCUGUGAUUAAAAGCUAUUUUAUACGCUGGACAAAUUUGGUGCUUCACUCGGACUGAACUGUGAGGCAUUAAUGCAUCAGUAUUACAUGAAUUUAUCCUCGAUAAAAAAAUGAAGGUGCCUGUUUGUCUACAUUACUUUUUGUUGAAUAAAAUGAUGAUCACA